AUGGACCACAUCACUAUGGACCGCAUCGCUAUGGACCACAUCACUAUGGACCACUAUGGACCACAUCACUAUGGACCACAUCGCUAUGGACCACAUCGCUAUGGACCGCAUCACUAUGGACCACAUCACUAUGGACCACAUCACUAUGGACCACAUCGCUAUGGACCACAUCGCUAUGGACCGCAUCACUAUGGACCGCAUCACUAUGGACCACAUCACUAUGGACCACUAUGGACCGCAUCACUAUGGACCGCAUCACUAUGGACCGCAUCACUAUGGACCACAUCACUAUGGACCACAUCACUAUGGACCACAUCACUAUGGACCACAUCACUAUGGACCGCAUCGCUAUGGACCGCAUCACUAUGGACCACAUCACUAUGGACCACUAUGGACCGCAUCACUAUGGACCACAUCACUAUGGACCACAUCACUAUGGACCACAGCACUAUGGACCGCAUCACUAUGGACCACAUCACUAUGGACCACAUCACUAUGGACCGCAUCACUAUGGACCACAUCACAAUGGACCACAUCACUAUGGACCACAUCACUAUGGACCACAUCACUAUGGACCACAUCACUAUGGACCACAUCACAAUGGACCACAUCACUAUGUACCACAUCACUAUGGACCACAUCACUAUGGACCACUAUGGACCACAUCACUAUGGACCACUAUGGACCACUAUGGACCACAUUACUAUGGACCGCAUCACUAUGGACCACAUCACUAUGGACCACAUCACUAUGGACCACUAUGGACCACAUUACUAUGGACCACAUCACUAUGGACCACAUCACUAUGGACCACAUUACUAUGGACCACAUUACUAUGGACCACAUCACUAUGGACCACAUCACUAUGGACCGCAUCACUAUGGGCCGCAUCACUAUGGACCACAUUACUAUGGACCACAUUACUAUGGACCACAUCACUAUGGGCCGCAUCACUAUGGACCACAUUACUAUGGACCACAUUACUAUGGACCGCAUCACUAUGGACCGCAUCACUAUGGGCCGCAUCACUAUGGACCACUAUGGACCACAUCACUAUGGACCACAAUGGACCACAUUACUAUGGACCACAUCACUAUGGACCGCAUCACUAUGGACCGCAUCACUAUGGGCCGAAUCACUAUGGACCACAUCACUAUGGACCACUAUGGACCACAUUACUAUUGA
Molecule: messenger RNA, 1185 nt
Organism: Knipowitschia caucasica
Lineage: Eukaryota; Metazoa; Chordata; Actinopteri; Gobiiformes; Gobiidae
Source: the annotation of a GenBank genome assembly